Messenger RNA from Cetraspora pellucida, 550 nucleotides. The record is from the annotation of a GenBank genome assembly. NCBI's taxonomy places the organism in Eukaryota, Fungi, Glomeromycota, Glomeromycetes, Diversisporales, Gigasporaceae.
AUGAAUAAACUUCCAACUGAAAUGAUAUUUAGAAUAUUUGAUUUAUUAGAUAAUAAAUCUAUGUUAUAUUUUGCAUUAACAUGUAAAUUUUAUAAAAGAAAAUUUGAUGAAUAUAUUUUUCCUCAAGUUAAACGUAAUGUAUGGGUACGAAAUUCAGUUAAUUACAGUAUCUAUCCACAAGAGUUAACAGCAACAAGAAUUUAUUUACCAAAAACUAAAAAAGGAAAACGAUCAUAUGUUGAAUUUUCUAAUGACCAAUUACCAUGUGAUAGAUGUAUUAUAAAAAAGAGACGUGGAUGGUGUGAUUUUAAGAAACGAUGUGAACAUUGUAUAUUAGAUGAAGUUAAAUGUAUAUGUACUAGUAAAAGUGUUCGAAAACCUUUAAGUAGAGAUAGAAAAGGAAAUUAUUAUUGUGUUUCACCUUAUAAUAAAGGAGAAAAAUUAAUAUCAGUACGUAAAUGGGAAGUUGGAACAAGACGAUGUGAUAAAUGUAAUUUUUAUAAAAAAUGUGGUCAAAUGCCUGUAUUUAGUGGGUGUAAUAUUUCUUCGU